GUCUGAUUUUCAAAUGAAUUCUGAUGAAGCAAGGAGGAUGAAUCAAAAUGGCAUGCCGAUUCAAAAUUCCAACGACAAGUUUUUUGUACAUAUUUGGCCGAAGCCUUUGAAAUUGGAACUAAUAUAGAGUUGAAAAUUUUGCUGGUGUCAGACGAGUCAGUGAGUUUGUGAACUAACUACGCAGACGCACCUCAACAUCUCACUGAUGUUUGGAGCAAUAUUUUUUCACCAGGACUGUGUGUCAAUACAUUGUAAUUUGGCGACAUUCUUGUACUCGAAUACUCUUCAAAUACUUAUAUAAGCAAUUGACAAAAACAACAGCCGAGCAACUGAUAUUAUUUCCGUCUUCUACGCUACUCGGCUGUCUGAGUUGAUAGGCUACAGCUUGCCUACUGCUACCUUUACUUGAGCGUAUCGAAUUCGGAUAGAAAACGCAAGGAAAAUGCCAAUUCCUUCUGUGACCGACAGCUCUGCUGUCCCUCCGAAGAAGCUUAUCAAUGUGAUGCAUAUGGUGAAAUUUGGCUGGAUUCGGGCGAUAGCGUUCCUUUUUCUUUCGAUUAAGGCCCUAGGAGAGUUUUGAAAUAUUUUGUUGAAAAUAUACCUAUAUCCCGACCCAAACACAACUCUUGCCUCAAUGUCAACAAAUAAUACGAACCCCGCCUCUAGGUCUAGAUCCAGUACUAUUAUAGAAAAAAAGUAACUUGAACUUGAUGAACUACAUACUCACUACUCUGAUUCAACAGGAAAAACAACCGAUACUGUCCUCCCUCUCUCCCUCACGAAAAACUAGCACCUCCCUCACGAAAAACUACACACAGCUCUAAUGCUAGUUUUUUUUUGAAAAAACGGCAUUCUUGUUUCAUUGGUUUACAAUACAUUCGAGUCCGUAAAUGUUGAAUGGAUCCAGCAUUGGGGUGUUUUGCAAGGCUUCCGAAACGCGCUCAUCAACGCAUUUCCGAUGACAGACACCAACGGGGUCAAGUUCGAAUUUAACCUGCAGCAUACUAUGUUAAGACAAGGACUGAGACUCGGAUUCUUAUUCUUUGUCUUACACUGCUUUCUUUCUUAUUUCUUGUCUUGCCUAUGUGUGUCGUCGGUUUUGAUGUUGUGAUGCUUGAAAUUUUCAUCAUACUGCUCUUUCAGAUACUAAAGCGGGAGCGGAUACAUCCACUCGACCUGGUUACUGUUUUGUACAUCAUCAUCAAUCAUGAGAGGAUCAUCGACGUCAUCAUCUCUUCUAAUUUCUAUCGCAGCAAUCUUACUGAGCUGCAUGUACUUGCGGUUCACGCGCACGACCUUUGACAUCCUGCGGGAGGGAAAAACACGAGCUGAGCGCAAAGCAGAUGACGAGAAAAAGAAGAAGGAACGACGAAAAGCGAACUACGUCUCUGACUCCCUCACCUUCCACCAGAAGGGGAAUAUUUCUUUUAAGGCUCGGUAGUUUCUUAAGCAAUCUGUAGUCAAGGAUGUGUUGUAGUGAGGUGGUUGUGAGGAACGCAUAAUUCACCUCUAACCGUACAUCAACCAAAGCGGAGAAGGAAAAGUAGACGGACCUCCAGGAACGAUCAAGGGAGAAAGUAUCAAGUCUUGGAACUGUUGUAGUACCGGAUAACACUGGUGGUUUAGUGCCGCAUAUUCGCCUGGUAAAAGAACUGAAGGGCAACGGGGAGUGACACACAUGUUUGUCCGUUCCAUCAUUCAGUGAUUUUUUUGCUGUUCACAAGAUCAUGACGAUGAAAAUGUUGAGCCAUAAGAUGAUCAUAGAUCAUGAUCAGGAACUUUCUUCUCAUGGACAUUGAGGUCACCAGCAACAACGCCAUACACCCCACCCCAGCCAAUAAUAUGCCCAAGCACCCCACGACGAAGUGGGGAUACUAGCACUACCCCAGCUGUAUUAACAUUGACCCGCCUCAGACGAACACUACCUGCUCAUCGACUAAGAUUGAACAUCUUACUGGGAGCCAUUUCUGAAAUUUCGUUUAAUUCAUUUCUUAAAAUUUCAAAAAUAUUGACAUUGACUUGAACGGAAGCUGGCACGUCGCAAU
Molecule: messenger RNA, 2045 nt
Organism: Amoebophrya sp. A25
Lineage: Eukaryota; Dinophyceae; Syndiniales; Amoebophryaceae
Source: the annotation of a GenBank genome assembly